Seriola dumerili (greater amberjack) is the source of this 2539-nucleotide messenger RNA. It is a transcript of the gene cdh15, whose product is annotated as cadherin 15. Gene Ontology annotation, biological process: adherens junction organization; cell-cell junction assembly; multicellular organism development. The coding region runs from base 1 to 2409 and encodes 802 amino acids. The record is from RefSeq and is a predicted model, not a curated record. The transcript has 14 exons. Gene Ontology annotation, cellular component: adherens junction; plasma membrane; catenin complex. Gene Ontology annotation, molecular function: calcium ion binding; cadherin binding. NCBI's taxonomy places the organism in Eukaryota, Metazoa, Chordata, Actinopteri, Carangiformes, Carangidae.
AUGGCGGUACAGAUGUUGAUGGUGUGUUUGCUGGGUGUUCUGCUUUGUCAGGUGUGGAGCUCUGCAGAACCUCAUCGCAAUGAAGAAGAGCUGCAUCCUCAGGUCCUUCACCCCUGGAGAAACCAAGGCAAGGGAAUGGUCAGGGUGAAGAGGGACUGGAUCAUCCCUCCAAUCAGAGUGCUGGAGAAUAGCAAGCAGGUUCCUGAAAACCUUGUCCAGAUCAAAUCGGACAAAAUCUUCACAGGUGAGGUGAUCUACAAGUUAGAGGGACCAGGCGUGGACCAGGAUCCCAAGAAUCUGUUUGAGAUAGACGAUAAAACAGGAGUGAUCCGGAGCAAGCGGCCACUGGACAGAGAGAAAUACAACAGCUUCACACUGAAAGCUUUUGCACUGUCCCCCAGUGGAGAGAGACUAGAGAAUCCCACCACCAUAGAGAUCGUGGUGCUGGAUCAGAACGACAACAGACCUGCCUUCUCCCAGAGCCAGUUUGUUGGCACUGUCUCUGAGUUCUCGGUCCCAGGCACAUCAGUGAUGUCAGUUUCAGCCACCGAUGCAGAUGACCCGAUGACAGAAAACGCAUAUCUGAGCUACUCUAUCAUCAGCCAGGAGAGCAUUCCUGCCAACGCUGUUACCAAGACCAUGUUUGGUAUUAACAACGAGACAGGAGCCAUCUACACAAGGGAUGUAGGCCUGGACAGAGAGGUGGUGAAAGGUUUCAGAUUAAAACUACAGGUUGCUGAUAUGGGGGGCAUGGGACUAACCGGUGAAGGUGAAGCAAUCAUACAUGUAUCUGAUAUCAACAACCACGCCCCACAGUUUAGCCCUGCCUCGUACAGUAUGACAGCAGUGGAGAACAGGCAGGACUAUGAGAUUGGCCGGGUGAAUGUGACAGACAGAGACGAUCGUGGAACAGGAAACUGGGAGGCCAAAUACGUCAUUUCCAAUGAUCUCAGCGGCAACUUUGCCAUCACUACAGAUCCUGCCACCAACCAGGGUGUUCUGACAGUGGUGAAGCCCCUGGAUUAUGAGGCAAAGAGUGUGUACAGCCUGAUUCUGGCAGUGGAAAACCUCAAUACUCUGAGCAACAAGGCUCCCAACCUCCCAGUGAGCACAGCUAAAGUGUUGGUCACGGUCGUGAAUGAGAAUGAAGCUCCACAUUUCAGGGAGGACCCUAUACAGAUUGUGGUCCCUGAGUCUGUGGUUCCUGGGACACUACUGAAAAGCAAUAUUGCCUUUGACCCUGAUAAUUCUGUCCUGAGAUAUGAGAUUACCAGAGAUCCUGAGAGAUGGUUGGACAUCAACAGAGAUACUGGAGACAUUAUGGCCAAGAGAACCUUUAACAUGCGAUCUCCACAUGUUAAAAACCACAUCUACAAUGCUGUUGUGAAGGUUACAGACGCUGAUGGGGUGUCAACCACAGGCACAGUUGCCAUCACACUGAAGGAGACCAAUGACUUCCCCCCUCAGCUCUUUCCUUUGAGUGGCUCUGUAUGCAGGGAUGCAGGCCGGACGAGUUCUGGUCUGGUUGUGACUGCAGUGGAUGAAGACCUUCCUCCGCACGCUGCGCCCUUCAGCUUUGAUACGGUUGAUUAUCUGUCAGUCAACUGGACUGUUAUUCAAGUCAACUAUACUCAUGCCUUGCUUCAGCCCCUCGUAGAGCUGGAGGCAGGAGAGUACGUGGUCACACUGAUGGUGUCAGACUCUGGCAGCCCAAUUCUGAGUGCUUAUGCUCAGGUCAAUGUCACUGUGUGUCUCUGUGACUCCUUCGGGGACUGUAAGUCUCAGGUGGGGGCUAUCUUAGGCUCCAGUGUGGGAAUCAGCUUCAUCGCGCUCAUUAUCAUCAUGGCCAGUAUUGCACUCCUACUGUUACUGCUCCUCCUGGCUGUGGCCAUCACCACAUGUGGGAGACGCCACCACAUAAAGAAGGGAACAGGUCUGCUAGUUGGUGAAUCAGAAGAUGACAUCCGUGACAAUGUCUUAAACUAUGAUGAGCAAGGAGGGGGUGAGGAGGAUGAGAAUGCCUUUAACAUCGACAUGCUGUGGAAUCCCCAUGAUGCACCUUCAACCCCGGUGUCCUACUACCCAGGGUCUGGUGUUCCUCGGGGCAAGCAGCCCCUCAGGAAGGAUGCCCCGCAAAACCUGCCCUCCCCCACCUACCCACGGAGGCCUCCCGCGGAUCCCACUGACAUUGAGGACUACAUCAAUGAUGGCCUAGAGGCUGCAGACAACGAUCCGAACGUGCCUCCGUAUGACACAGCCCUGAUCUAUGACUAUGAGGGAGAGGGUUCACUGGCAGGCAGCCUCAGCUCCAUUGCUUCAGGUAGCUCUGAUGGAGACCAGGACUACGACUACCUCAGCGACUGGGGACCACGCUUUAAGAAACUGGCCAACAUGUAUGAUCCACGUUAAGGUGGGAGGCACCCCCCUCAGAAAGAAGAGUCACCACCAGUUAGGGACACAGAUCAUGCCUCGGGUGCAUUUCUGGACACAUUUGAAGAGAUUUUAGAAAUUUGAAGUGUGCAAAGGAAAAAUAAAGGCU